This is a messenger RNA of Arachis ipaensis, 1521 nucleotides long. Its product is annotated as isoliquiritigenin 2'-O-methyltransferase-like. NCBI's taxonomy places the organism in Eukaryota, Viridiplantae, Streptophyta, Magnoliopsida, Fabales, Fabaceae. Gene Ontology annotation, molecular function: protein dimerization activity; O-methyltransferase activity. The record is from RefSeq and is a predicted model, not a curated record.
UAAUAAUUAAAGUAGCAUAUAUCAAUGAUGAGUUCCACCACCAAUAAUAACAAUAAUUCCAAGGAGGAUUACGAUGAUGCUUUCACCAAAGCUGCUUCCUUCGCAUUUGCUCAGGUGUUUCCUGCAAUCUUGAACGCUGCUAUUGACAUGAACUUGUUUGAUAUCAUAUCAAAGGCAGAGAGUUCGUUAGGCAUGUCAGCUUCUGAUAUUGCAUCCAAGAUUCCAAAGCAACACAGUGAGAUGGGUAGCAGACUUGAACGCAUGCUGCCAUCAUUGGUGGCUCGUUCUCUUCUGACUUGCUCCAUUCGCACCAUUAAUGAAGAUGGUGACACUGAAAGAGUUUAUGCAAUUUCUCCUGUUGGACAAUACUAUACAAGUAAUCAUCAUGAUGAACAACGAGGCUCCUUGAUUGCACUGUCAACUUUAAACUACCAAGGGCACCGUCAUCUUUGGACAGAUACAAAGGAUGCAAUAUUGGAUGCUAACAAUCACAAUCAUUUCCAAAAAGUGUACGGAAAGAUGGCCUUUGAAUAUAUGGAGACAGACACAGAGUUAGGUAACCUUUUCGGGCAAGCAAUGUCACAAGCUGGGCCUUUAGAAUUGAAACAAGUUCUUAAUGCAUAUAAAGGCUUUGAGGGAAUAUCAACCUUAGUUGAUGUAGGAGGUGGAUAUGGACAAAUCUUGAAACAAAUUCUCUUGCAAUAUCCAUCAAUUAAAGCAAUUAAUUUUGAUCUGCCUCAUGUUGUUAAAAACGCACCCCCUCAUCCAGGGAUAGAGCAUAUCGGAGGAGACAUGUUUAAAACUGUUCCAAAAGCUGAUGCCAUUUUACUCAAGCAUGUAUGUCAUAAUUGGAAAGAUGAAGAAUGUGUCAAGGUUUUAAGAAACUGCUAUGAAGCUUUGCCACCACAUGGGAAGGUCAUAGUUUUGGAUACUUUAUUGCCAGAAAUUCCGAAAUCAACAUCGUUUAAGGAUACUCAGGCUGUGGAUCUCGAUUUUCUUAUGUUUCUAGUUCUCGGUGGAAAGGAAAGAACCCAAAAACAAUUUGAGAAAUUAUGCAAGAUCUCAGGAUUUUCCCGAUUUCAGGUUGCUUGCAAUGAUUCCUCAAAUAUCCUUGCAGUCAUGGAGUUUUACAAAUAAACAUGAGAGUAAUGACGCCGAGCGUUGUUUGGGUCACCAAUCUUAGUGAAAUUAGCAACUUCACAGUAGUAAAAAUAGUCAUAAACUCACUUUAUUUGACCAAGUUAAGAAUGUAAACUAGACAUCUUAGUUUAAAGAGAGUUUAGAGUAAAAUAAAUAUCAAACUUAUAUCAUAUUCAACUUAACUCUGUUUUAUAAAUAAAAGGUACAUGAGUUAUUUAUACUUGUGAAAAAGAAAAAGCCUUCAUAACUUAGAUAAGGUGAGACUAAUACAUAACACAAAUUUCACUAUUCUAAACCAUAUGAGACUUGUAUUUUCUUAUUGAGGAAGUAUAGGGAACCAAUGAAAUAUUUGUACAAUGUAUACAAUGGGAGUUUAGGGAU